This is a messenger RNA of Sphenostylis stenocarpa, 996 nucleotides long. NCBI's taxonomy places the organism in Eukaryota, Viridiplantae, Streptophyta, Magnoliopsida, Fabales, Fabaceae. The record is from the annotation of a GenBank genome assembly.
AUGGUUCUGUUCCGCAAGCUCCUUAAAGCAAUACUCGCUGACAACACCACUCAAACCAAAGCCCGAACCUUUAUCACCUCUAUUUCCGCAUUCCCCUGGUACGCUCCUCACCACAACAACCGCCUCUUCCUCUCCCCACCAUGUAACAGAUUCCUCUCUCCCGGCCCAUGCCUUGGCCCAGGUCCAGGCCCAAGCCCAGGCCCUGGCCCUCUCUUCCUCAAUCGCCCCCCGUGGAAACUGUCUCAAUCCGCCACCCCUCUCUAUUUGCACGGAAACGUCGUGGUUUUCCCCAAGGUUCACCCCUUCAAUUUGCUUCGCUCCACAUCUCCUCUUCCUCUCCGCUUCCCUGAUCCUGUUCCCUCCAAUUCCGAAGACCCUUCCCUUUUCCACAGCUUCGUCAAUCUCCCUAAUUUAAUUUCCUUCUCCCGUUUACUUUCCGGUCCUCUUCUCGCAUGGAUGAUCUCCAACGAGUUGUAUACUUCAGCUAUUGUAGGGUUGGCUCUAUCUGGAGCCACUGAUUGGCUGGAUGGAUACGUGGCUAGGAAGAUGAAGAUAGAUUCCGUAGUGGGUUCCUACCUUGAUCCCCUUGCUGACAAGGUUCUUAUUGGUUGCGUUGCUCUUGCCAUGGUGCAUAAAGAUCUACUACAUCCUGGACUUGUUAGUCUUGUUGUGUUUCGGGACGUCUUCCUCGUUGGUGGUGCAGUAUUUAUAAGAGCAAAUAGUUUGGGUUGGAAGUGGAAAAGCUGGUUUGAUUUUUUCAACCUUGAUGGGACUGGCCGCCAAAAGGUUGAACCGCUCCUUCUAAGCAAGGUGAACACAGUGUUCCAAUUAGCACUAGUUGCUGCUGCUCUUCUUCAACCAGAGUUUGGAACCCAGGAAACACAACCUUAUAUUACUUAUUUGAGUUAUUUAGUGGCUUCGACAACAGCGGCAACUACUGCAGCAUAUGGAGCACAAUAUUUUAGGCGAUUUGCAGUAGUAUCAAACUCGGUCUAG